GUUUCCCAGGAAAAACGGGACUUGGCCGCCCAGUUUGAGAGUUAUUUUGUAGAAAAACUGUUUUCCAUUUUCAUUUUCAUUUUACAAUAAGCUUCAACGGACCAAUCCAAAGUUCGUUGAUCUCCGCUCACCUGCUUCCUCUUUGACUCUUUCUCUCUCUCUCUCUCUCUACUGAAAGUGCACGACCGGCGACGCAUUGUGCCGUGGGAGGCGGAGGAAGGAGGAGGAGGAGGAGGAGAGAUGAAGUGCUUCCACUUCACGAACGGGGAGCGGCGGGACGACGAGGAGGUGGCGGCUUCGCGGUCCUCGAAGGUGUCGUGGGCGCGGUCCUUCAGCGUGGCGUCCAGCAGCGUCGACACGAGGCGGUCCGAGUUCGACUCGGAGUCCAGGGACUUCGGGGACUCGGUCGCCUUCUACGAGCUGUUGACCCAGCGCCGGGCCAAUAAUCUGCGCGUCUUCUCCUUCGCCGAGCUCAAAUCGGCCACCCGAGGCUUCAGCCGCGUGCUGAUGAUAGGCGAGGGAGGGUUCGGCUGCGUCUUCAGAGGCGUCGUCUCCGUCGACGAUGGCUCCGAUGCUAAGAUGGACGUUGCUGUCAAGCAGCUCAACCGCAGCGGUUUCCAGGGGCACAAGGAGUGGAUUAAUGAAGUAAAUUUUCUCGGUGUUGUCAAGCACACGAAUCUUGUUAAGCUCGUGGGCUACUGCGCAGAGGACGACGAAAGAGGGAUCCAAAGGCUGUUGGUGUAUGAGCUCAUGCACAAGAAGAGCUUGGAGGAUCAUCUACUAUCCCGUGUUCCCAUGCCUCUUCCCUGGAUGUUAAGAUUGAGAAUUGCUCAAGAUGCAGCCCGUGGGUUGGCGUACUUGCACGAAGAAAUGGAUUUCCAGCUAAUAUUUCGAGAUUUCAAGACAUCGAAUAUCCUGCUAGAUGAGGAUUUUAGGGCUAAAUUAUCAGACUUUGGGCUAGCAAGGCAAGGGCCAGCAGAAGGGCUAAGUCAUGUGUCGACCUCAGUUGUGGGUACUGUUGGUUAUGCGGCUCCAGAGUAUGUCCAGACGGGAAGACUGACUGCUAAGAGCGAUGUAUGGAGCUUUGGGGUUGUUCUCUAUGAACUCAUCACAGGAAGGCGGGCAGUAGAAAGAAAUCUACCUCGGAGUGAACAGAAACUUCUGGAAUGGGUCAGGCCAUACGUUUCGGAUCCAAAGAAGUUCCACCUCAUCAUGGACCCACGACUUGAAGGAGAAAACUGCAUUAGAUCUGCCCAGAAACUCGCUUCCCUAGCCAACAAGUGCCUCAUGAAGCAGCCCAAGUCUCGUCCCAAGAUGAGUGAGGUGGUUGAAAUGCUGGAAAACAUCAUAAGUGAAACACUGCCACAGGAAGCGGUUGCAAUGGUCCCUGAACCAGAGGUAUCUGAGGUAGAGGACAUAGCGGAUGAAGAAGCUACUGCAGAGGAGGCUGAAACUGAAUCAACGAAGCGAGGAGGGAGUCACUUGAGGAAGGUGUUUGAUAUCAGAGAGAUGGUAAGUUUGAGGAACAGGUCCAUCGGGAAGUUGGAUUGGAGAAAUUGGACUCCCGGGUUGGUAAGAACUUGGUAAUACAAUAAGACCGUGACGGCAAUUAAAUAAGUUAGGUACCGCUGUCUCUGUCCUUGCAGCGAUCACAUUGAUCUUUGAAGCAGGAAGAUGGACACAGGGAAGUUCACGAUAUUUUCAAUCGGUCUCAUCUCAGAUAGUUGUACAUAUAAGAGUAAUAGCUGAGAGAACUGCACUGAUGAAGCCUGCCAGGUUCUUUUAAUGGCAACUUACGGGUCACAAUUUUGUCCUCUCCAUUACCACGGCCGUCUUCUUCGACGAUCUCUUCAAAAAACCAAGUUCGUUUAUUUGUUUGGUUAGCUGAGUACAGCUCAGUUCUAGCAUUAUGUUGCACAAACAGAAUCGAAGAAAGUCCAUGACUUUUAACCAA
This is a messenger RNA of Punica granatum (pomegranate), 1954 nucleotides long. NCBI's taxonomy places the organism in Eukaryota, Viridiplantae, Streptophyta, Magnoliopsida, Myrtales, Lythraceae. The record is from RefSeq and is a predicted model, not a curated record.